Cydia amplana is the source of this 648-nucleotide messenger RNA. RefSeq lists its product as uncharacterized. The record is from RefSeq and is a predicted model, not a curated record. The transcript has 6 exons. Lineage: Eukaryota; Metazoa; Arthropoda; Insecta; Lepidoptera; Tortricidae. Bases 155 to 505 code for a protein of 116 amino acids.
GUCACCUUUGUCAAAUUAUAAUGUAAAUAUCUCCGAGAUUUCUUUAAAAAAAUUAGAAUAUUAAAUUUCAGGAUGUAUGAAGGCAAAUUCCUGUAGUGAAUGAGUUUGCGCGAAACGGGUUUAGUUAUUUUUAAGAAUCAGUGCCGCUGCCACGAUGGGUACCAAUGGCAGCAAGGCAUGUGCACGGAAAGUUGAUUGUUCUACUAGUAAUACUAGUUUAUCUGAUUUGAGAUACAUAGUGACAGAAAAGCCGAAAUGGAAAGUUUUCAAAAAGACAGAAAUAAAAGCGGUACCAAACCGCUGUCACGAAGGGCUGGUACCUGAUAAGGGGUGCAAUUGCGGGAAAUUCGAGCCCUGCAGGCAACGGGUUACGCCGAAGGGAGUCACCAUACAUUAUCCAAAGAAGACCAAAAAGAAUAAAAAACCCAAAUCUUUGAAUAAGAAGGGCCAUGCGUUCAACUUCUCUCUCAACUUUGGAUCGCCGCCCUCAACCUUUACUAAGUAACAAAUGUGCAGACCUUCAAAAGUUUUUUUCAUCAUCUCUGUAAAAUUUCUGUUAUUUUAAUAUUUUGUUGUAUUUAAAUUAUUUUUGAUGAUAAAUAAUUAUGUUCAAAAAAGCUUUACUUAAUAAAUGUGUGUCACACAUAA